AUGUCUGGCUACCAGCCGACCUACGUCCCCGGUGACAGAUCGCCCGCGGGAGGUCAGAACCCAGAGUCCCCUUGGUCAACGGCGCAAACCCUCGACCUGAAGACUAAUGUAAAUCGCCAAAAGACCAAGCGAUGGGUGAAUGCAAAACAAUACUCGUACGCCGGUGACGAGUGGGGAGAAAGCGAGGACGAGGAUGAGGAAGACCAGCCAGACAACUCUACUACUACUACUGGAAACCCUCAAUCGCCAAACAUCGUCAGGCCGGCGGAUAUAUACAAACGGCUGGCUGAAGAGCGGGGAAGUACUCGCUCGGGGAGCUCUGUGGGAGCUGCUGGCACGCCGUCAGCUUCGACAGUUGCUGUUCAAGACACACCUGCAGCGACCACAGGAACUGAAACGUCUGCUCCAGCUGGCCCUGAUGGCGGCAAGACGGCCGCGAUACCGCUGCCAAACGACACCGCAGAGCCUCCCAUAGGCCAGCUGCCCGAGUUACGACGACUCUCUGGGUUUGAAGGGUUCAUGGACAGUGGUGACAAGUCUGGAACGACAACAAGCACACAUGCGCUGCCUGGAGAACCCGCAGAGAAGGUCCCUACUAUCAGAGAAGAACACGUAGGUGGUGACGAGCCAUCCUCAAAUCAUUCUGCUCAUACAGCACCCACAGACCCUAAAAAAUCUAUAUCCUCUGAAGGUGAACAGAGCCGAGACGGUCACUCACCAACUUCUGCCUUGGACUGCCCAGACGCAGCAGGUCACAGUGACAUCGAGACUCACACUCCGUCGCGUAACACGGUCUCAGAAGACGACUCUUCAGGGCCACACAUCGCUGGUCUGGAUGUCUCGCCUCUUAGCAUGAGUAAACGAAGCUCGAUAGACCCAAACACGCUCCCAAACACUGCCACAGAGACGACAGAACAACAGACUGAACCUCCACCUCCAGCCCAAGAACAUGAUGAGAGCUCUCCGGUACAGAAAUCUGCACAGAAAGCUGACAUUCCUCCCGCUGCUUCAGGUGAGGAGCCAACACAGUAUGCGUAUACACAACUCCAGGACAACUACCCAUCUCCCCAUGGCAUGGAUCAUCCCCACACUACCAUUUCCAUCCCUACUUACGAGCAGCAGCAGCAGCAGCAGCCUCAGAGACAGCUAAAAAAGAAGUUUUCCUGGGAGGUUGACUCAGAGGAGAGCGACAGAGAACAGGCUCUAUCCCCGCUGUCACCUGUUUCAGCCACCCUGACCCCAGGAGCAUUGGUCAUUAAUAAACAGCCCACAGGUGGCAGUGGAAAUGAAGCCGCAACUAGUGCACCAGUCCCAGGAUCUCUCGCUGCUGAGAGCCCACAGGACACCACUCCAGUCGAGACUCAAGACAAAGAAGCAGAGCUGCUGCCAAAGACUCAGAGCCAGAGCCCCCUUCCCCCUAACACUGUCCCACCAGGCGUAUCAUCCAUGUCAAAUCAGAAAGCCCCUGAAUUCCGUGAAAUAACUAGCAUCCCCCAGCCCGCCCAAAGAAUAGCCGCUUUCAACAAUGCCAGAGAUGUCUAUGCAAACACGGACUCUGGUCUCGACGGAUGGGUCAAGAACGUAGCGGAAACUGGCCAUCCUGACAACGCAGAAACAAUCCAACGAAACGGCAUAGCUCCGACCGAUCCAAAUGCAGCUCACCGGCCCAUACCAUCUCAAGGAAAAUUCCCCAAGCUACCCUCACUCAGCAACAUAUCUCUGCCUUCUAGACAUCAUGACGGCUCUGGUCCUGGCCAUGGCCACAUCCGCCAGAGCUCAGGCGUCCAGCUCGGCGGAAUGAUGAACACGCAGCACGUCCAAGCAAAGGGCAAGGAUCUCCUUCACUCCGCCGGCGUCCUAGGUGGUAAGGCUGGUGAUGCAGCAAAGGGCCUCUUCGCCAAGGGCAGGAGUAAAUUCCGACACAGUGGAAGUGCCGACAAGGUAGAUACCUAA
Trichophyton benhamiae CBS 112371 is the source of this 1953-nucleotide messenger RNA. RefSeq lists its product as uncharacterized. The transcript is spliced from 2 exons. Bases 1 to 1953 code for a protein of 650 amino acids. The record is from RefSeq and is a predicted model, not a curated record. NCBI's taxonomy places the organism in Eukaryota, Fungi, Ascomycota, Eurotiomycetes, Onygenales, Arthrodermataceae.